CGUGAAACUUGCAAAAACACCUCUGUUUCGAAUUUUCCAACCUCAAUUAUUUCUUCUUUGCAUAAUCAGGUAUAUUGAGCCAUUAAUUUGACUUUCAAUGGCUAAUUACGCUCCCGAAGUCUAGUAUUUUUGGCAGAAAUCUUGUUCCCCAAGCUUCCAACCCUUUUUUGUAACUUUUCUCCGCCAGACAUUCAAACGAGCCUCGAACUCCCGACAUUGCCAAUAUUUCUUACCUUACCUCUGACGUAAUCUCAUUAGGCUUUUAUAAAAUUUCACUCAUUCCCCGAUAUUGAAUCCCCGUUUCUACCGCUCACACCAAUAGCCAGAACGGCAGAACCUCACAUUGCCCGAUGCAUCCGUCCACGUCUGAUACAAAUUCAUCCCACCAUCUCUAUAACAGUUGUACGGACCCCCCGGACUCCUCGAUCCCCAUGCUUCAUCCCACCCCCAGCAACCUCGCCCCUCGACAACGCAUUUGCACCAGCAUCGAUUUGAAAAUCCAGUCUCCAGCUGCCCGUAAUGGCGCCGCCACCUAUCCCCUCCCAUUUUCAGGGGGCGGCAGCGUCUGCACCUAUCACGGCUAUGCCGACGCCACGUGGAUGCUCCAUAUUGACGGGUGCGGAGGGGAGGUCGUAGUAAGUGUGUCCGGUCUAGGGCUGGUUUUGGGGGUUUCCGGUGCAGUUUACGAGGCAAUGGUAGUAUCUUGCUGAGGUGCCAUGGAAGGAGAGGAGAAGAUGCAUGAUGCUUUGAGAGCACGAAGAUGCGCAUUAUCACGUCCCGGGGCUGAUGACCUGAAGGAAACAGCUCUGUUUGGGUGUGUAUGUAACGUCU
This is a messenger RNA of Hyaloscypha bicolor E, 831 nucleotides long. RefSeq lists its product as uncharacterized. Lineage: Eukaryota; Fungi; Ascomycota; Leotiomycetes; Helotiales; Hyaloscyphaceae. The record is from RefSeq and is a predicted model, not a curated record. The transcript is spliced from 2 exons. The coding region runs from base 351 to 710 and encodes 119 amino acids.